Molecule: messenger RNA, 2522 nt
Organism: Neopsephotus bourkii (Bourke's parrot)
Lineage: Eukaryota; Metazoa; Chordata; Aves; Psittaciformes; Psittacidae
Gene: EDN3
Product: endothelin 3
Exons: 6
Coding region: 262-789 (175 amino acids)
Biological process (GO): regulation of vasoconstriction; regulation of systemic arterial blood pressure by endothelin; intracellular calcium ion homeostasis
Cellular component (GO): extracellular region
Molecular function (GO): endothelin B receptor binding; hormone activity
Source: RefSeq, a predicted model, not a curated record
UGCUGCCCGCGGGAGGGGAAGGCGGCUCUCGGCGGGUGGGAGGCGUCUGCAGCUGGAAAACAGCAGCUCCGGCCUGAUCCUGCACUGGAGGGAAAUAACUACGAGGAGAACCACUAAUCACACCUCCGUGUGGGAACUACCUCCGGUAGCAGCGUGUGCCGCCAGCCCUGCCUCCAACCUGCAGCGGUUGCUCCGGGACGGGCUCGCUCGCCCCUGCAGUUCACCUUUGCCUGCAGUUCACACGCGUGCAAUUUGGGUUUAAUGGAGCUCAGUUUAUUGUUCCUCUUUGGCCUCACAAUUACGUCGACUGCAGGGACCGCGCUGCCCCGGCCCCACUCGCUGCCGGUACCGGUGGGCGCGGAGGCGCGCCCCGCGGCGCUGGGGCAGAAGGAGAGGGAGCAGAGCCAAUCGGCGGCGCCGCCGGCCGGCGGCAGGGCCCGGGUGGACGGCGGGGGGCUGCGGACUCGAGCCCGGCGCUGCACUUGCUACACCUACAAGGACAAGGAGUGCGUCUACUACUGCCACCUCGACAUCAUCUGGAUCAACACCCCCGAGAGGACUGUGCCAUAUGGGCUGUCUAACUACAAAGGCAAUUUUAGAGGCAAAAGAUCUACAGGGCAGAUUCAAAAUACUUUCCAGUCUUCAAAUAGGUGUUCUUGUAUGAAUGCUCAUGAUGAACAGUGUAUGCAGUUUUGCAGAAGAAUGCAGGACAGAAGAAGAAAUCGUGGAUCAAUGAAAGAGACAGAGGAGAAAGACCAGUGCAGGGAAGAACACAAUUUGAUCCAGUAGCGCAGAGAGUUUGGAGUAUUCUGAACAGUCAGAGCUUUAAUGUUUAUUUGCUGAAGCUCAGAAGCAAGAACUUAAACUACAGCUCUCCCUUGAGAUGGACAAACGAUGCUUCAGUCUGAUGCCAGUGGAGAAUUCAGCAGAGUGCAACACUUUCAUUUCAACAAUGCCACUUUGAGGGCAUGUGAACAUAUAUGAAGAAGCUUUCUCCCAUGCUCCUCUCGCAAGAGUCUCAGUAAAGGGUAAUAUUUAUCACAUAACCUGUCAGGGAAUGUAUCACUAUUGAAGAACGCAAAGGCAGAUCUGAACUUCAUCACUACAAAGCUUCAGAAACAUUUUUCUAUGCAAUUUAAAGAAGAACAACAGAAACUUAACUGUGCCACUUACUGCUCACUCUGUGUCUGAAGAAUCCAUCCCCAGCUUCAUGCAGGCAACUGUAAUUGGAGAAUGUGAUGAGUUAGAGAUUGCCUAUACAUGAGUUCUCAUUAAGAAUAAACUGAUACAAAAUCUUGCUCUUGUUAAUCUAUGCAAGCCUGAAUCAUCAUAUUUUAACUUUGUGGCAGAUGUUUAAAUGACAACAUCUAUGCAGAAUAAAGAUGGAUGGCUAUUAUAAAUAUUAUAAACUAUAGCAAGUCAAAAGUAUACAUUGAGUAUUCAAUAGAUUACCUAACUUAGGCACAAAUUAUUCCUGCACUUCAAAGUUCCGUUCAAAAACUUCUACACUAAAUGCACUGUAGUUGAUGAACAGAACUCCAAUUAUUCAUCCCAAAGAAUUUCCUGUAGAUGAAAGGGCAGGACUGUGGAACUUCAAAUGAAACGUCAUACAAUCAGACUAACUCACUGUGCUAGACCAUGUGCUGUUCUAAGCCCCUACAUAAGUUAUCAUCCACAUUCCUCUUUGCUAGUACUAUAAAAAUUAUGUUUUUAUCUCUUCAUUGAAACAUCAUUGCUGAUUAACUCAGAAACUUGGCAAUAAGGAUUAUAUCCAGCCCUUAACGUUUGUGAAUGACUUCUUUAGAAAUUAUGGACUUUGAUAGGAGGAUGCAAGAGUAAGCUGGAAAAAAAAAAAAAACUUUUGCAAAUCCUGUUCUGUAUUAUUUAAAAACAAAAAGAGAGGAAAUCUCUUACUUGUGACAUUACAGAUGCUUUUGUUUGACUGACCUUCACACAGACUUUGCCCAAAGCACAAAGGUUAAAUAACCCUAUGACAUUAAACUAUAUUUUAACAUAAGAGCGAUGGAGACCAACAAAAUGAAAAUACAUUAACAGCAGAAGUGGUUGUAUGUAAGCUUAAAACAAUGGUAAUAGACUUUGUUUGAAACAAGAAAGGGAGGUCUUUGCCAAAAUAUAUAUAUUUUAUAUAUAUGUGGAUAUAUUUCAUAAAUUAUUAUAGUUAUAAAAUUAAAUAUAUCUUUCAGUUAUUGCAUUUGUAUCAGUUUCUUGGUAUACAGCUGAUUUUGUACAUUAAUGGAAAAUAGAUUAUUUAUUGUAUAGAAACACUUUGCAUACUAUUUUCCCAUAAUUUUUAAAAGACACUGUAUAGUUUUGGGGUUUUAAAAAAUAAUCAAGCUUUGUUAUGAAGAAUGCUUAUUAUGUUCCUUUAUAACCAUAAACUGGAUCCCCCCCAAUGCAUAUGCCAAGGUCAUACAAAAACUUGCUUUCUUCAGGAGAUUGAGAGUUCUCCUGAGAGUUUGAGAAUUGAGUAUGAAAAAACAAUAAAAAUACUUUGAUAAUAA